GGUUCCGGGUCGCUGCUCGGCUCGCCGGCUGGGCGGUGGGGGCUGGUGACGCGGGCCGGGGCUCACGAGAGGCGCGGGAGGCGGGGCUUUGCUGGCUGCCCAGAGAGAGGCAGGUGCGCGGGCCAGGACUCCGGGAAUGCGAGCAGGCCCCUUAUUCUCCCAGUGGCCUCGGUCUGUCCCCACAGCGGCCCAGUCAGGGUUGCCCGAGCUCCAAGGCGGGGGGCGGCACCGGGGUGCUGAAAGGGACAGAGUGCUUUGACCUCCAAGCUGUUUUAAAUCUAGUAGAUAAGCCAGAUCCUGUGUUGCCAUAAGCCCUUGGCCCACAUUUAAGUGGGAAUGCAGCUAGCUUGGAUGUCUGAAACUUUGUAGGCACCUGUGUCUGAAUCCUGAACACAGGCACCAGGACUACUGAGAGCUGGUCAUCCGUGCAGGAUAGCCACACAGCAAACAUGUUUGCAAAACUCAAGAAGAAAAUUGCAGAAGAGACUGCUGUUGCUCAGAGGCCAGGAGGUGCUACUAGGAUCCCACGGUCUGUGAGCAAGGAAUCAGUUGCCUCAAUGGGAGCUGACUCAGGAGAUGACUUUGCUUCCGAUGGAAGCAGCUCCAGAGAAGAUCUUUCAUCCCAGCUUCUGAGAAGGAAUGAACAGAUACGGAAGUUAGAGGCCAGACUUUCUGACUAUGCUGAACAGGUCCGAAACUUGCAGAAGAUAAAAGAGAAGCUUGAAAUUGCAUUAGAAAAACACCAGGAUUCUUCCAUGCGGAAAUUUCAAGAGCAGAAUGAGACAUUCCAAGCCAACAGAGCCAAAAUGGCAGAAGGACUGGCUUUGGCAUUAGCCAGAAAGGACCAGGAAUGGUCAGAAAAGAUGGAUCAGCUUGAAAAGGAGAAGAAUAUUCUGACAGCCCAGUUACAGGAAAUGAAGAACCAGAGUAUGAAUCUUUUCCAAAGGAGAGAUGAAAUGGAUGAAUUAGAGGGGUUCCAGCAGCAGGAACUAAGUAAAAUAAAGCACAUGCUUUUAAAAAAAGAAGAAAGUCUAGGGAAAAUGGAACAAGAAUUGGAGGCACGAACCAGAGAACUUAGUCGUACCCAGGAGGAGUUGAUGAACUCCAAUCAGAUGUCAUCAGACUUAAGCCAGAAGCUAGAAGAAUUGCAGAGACACUACUCAACGCUGGAAGAGCAGAGAGAUCACGUGAUAGCUUCAAAAAUAGGUGCAGAAAGUAAGAUCACAGCCCUGGAACAAAAGGAACAAGAGCUCCAAGCACUCAUUCAGCAGCUUUCCAUUGAUUUGCAAAAGGUCACUGCUGGAACUCGAGAGAAAGAAGACAUUAUCACACAUUUGCACGAGAAGGUCACAUCCUUGGAGAAGAGACUAGAGCAGAACUUAUCAGGAGAAGAACACGUGCAAGAACUCCUGAAAGAGAAAACACUUGCUGAGCAGAAUUUGGAGGAUACCAGACAACAGCUCUUGGCAGCCAGAAGCAGCCAGGCUAAGGCCAUUAACACCCUGGAGACUCGGGUGAGAGAACUGGAGCAGACCUUGCAGGCCUCUGAGGAGCAGCUCCAGCAGAGCAAGGGCAUCGUGGCUGCCCAGGAAGCUCAGAUACAGGAGCUCGCUGCUGCCAACCAGGAAAGCAGCCGUGUGCAGCAGCAGGCCCUUGCUCUGGAGCAGCAGUUCUUGGAGCGCACCCAGGCGCUAGAAGCCCAGAUCGUGGCCCUGAAGAGAGCGCGGGCAGCUGACCAGACCGCCGCAGAGCAAGGGAUGAGACAACUGGAGCAAGAAAAUGCAGCCCUUAAAGAAAGCAGGAAUGAAUAUGAACGUUCUUUACAAAGUCACCAAUUUGAACUAAAGAAGCUGAAGGAAGAAUGGAGCCAAAGAGAAAUUGUGAGUGUGGCCAUGGCUCAAGCCCUGGAGGAGGUGCGGAAGCAAAGGGAAGAGUUCCAGCAACAGGCAGCUAACCUGACAGCCAUAAUAGAUGAGAAGGAACAGAAUCUGCGGGAAAAAACUGAAGUGCUUCUCCAGAAAGAGCAGGAGAUUCUCCAGCUGGAGCGAGGUCACAACUCUGCCCUGCUGCAGACACACCAGCUGCAGGCUGAGCUGGAGGCCCUGAGGACCCUGAAGGCGGAGGAGGCUGCAGUGGUCACGGAGGAGGACCUGCUGAGGCUGCGGGGCCCAUUGCAGGCUGAAGUGCUCUCAGUCAAUGAGUCGCACGUGACCUCUAGGGCCAUGCAGGACCCUGUGUUCCAGCUUCCAACUGCAGGAAGAACACCAAAUGGUGAGGUUGGGGCCAUGGAUCUCACACAGCUACAGAAGGAGAAACAGGACUUGGAGCAGCAACUUCUGGAGAAAAAUAAGACCAUAAAGCAGAUGCAGCAGCGGAUGCUGGAGCUCCGGAAGACUCUGCAGAAGGAACUGAAAAUCAGACCCGAUAAUGAGCUCUUCGAAGUCCGGGAGAAACCUGGACCUGAGAUGGCAAACAUGGCGCCUUCCGUCACGAAUAACGCUGACCUGACGGAUGCUCGCGAGAUCAACUUUGAGUACCUUAAACAUGUGGUUUUAAAAUUCAUGUCUUGUCGCGAAUCCGAGGCUUUUCAUCUUAUAAAAGCUGUGUCAGUGUUGCUGAACUUUUCCCAAGAGGAGGAGAACAUGCUCAAGGAAACUCUGGAAUAUAAGAUGUCAUGGUUUGGGUCCAAACCAGCUCCCAAGGGCAGCAUCCGGCCGUCUAUCUCAAACCCUCGGAUACCAUGGUCCUAGAGGGGACUACCCAAGGAUGGAGCUCCGUGGGUUGACACUUUUUCUGUGAAAAGAACACUGACACACCAGUCUGGGUGGGUUUUUAAUCACUGUAACUGCAGUAUUUUGUACAAGUGUCUAAACAUUGUUUACAAGACUAAGGCCCACUUCCCUGCAGGCUGACCUGAACCUCAGGGGGUAGCUGAUCCUGUCAUUCUGGUCACCAAACAGGAGGGUCCUGGCACUACCCAGAUUUCCACAGUGCUGCUAAUAUCCCAGCUCCAGCCAGCACCCCGUCUGCACCUGAAUCCUCUAACUUCACGUUAGCACUUACAGCCGAAGCCAUCAGCAUCGGGCAGGCACACCUGAGUCACCAUGUAGCAAUGCUCCGGGAGGUAGAGACGGCCCUUUGAGAUGGUGCCCGGCAGGCCAAACCCACCUGCCUCUGCCAGGAACAGCCAACUCCAUGGGAACUCUAUGGGAGUGGCUUUUAAAAAUUCAGAUGAGUUAGAAGCUUUUUAUCCCUUCCUCUCAAGAAAAUAUUCUUUCACCUUGUCUCUCAAACCACCUAGAACUUUAGAGGAUCCAUCUUUAAGGGCCGGUGUGGAUGAAUGAGGAAAAUGCACCUUUCUGACGGUAUCUCUACUUUAAGAAAACUAGCAAAUAUAUGAAAAGACCCUAAGUAUAGUACCAAAUACACUCAAUUGCCUUUUUAAUGAAUGUACUUGUCUUGGAUAGGUUGCUGGUAAACCAUUUUAAACUAUUUUUUAUAGCUGAAGUUCUUCAUUACUAUAAACAUGUCUUCUGUACUAUAUAAAAUCCAUUUAACUGGUGUUCUUAAAAUCAGAGCGUCCAGAGGAAAUUCUUCCUAAAACUAGGAUUCCUGUUCCUUUGUCUUCUCACUUGCACUCUGGCACUGCUCCCUCUGAAGUGCAGUGGGAUCUCGUGUGCUUUGUCUUGAUUCUGUGCCGCGCUGCCGCUGGGCGAUGCAGAUCACCUGUCUUCUACUGAAGGACAGUCCGCUGUCUCCGGUGGGGGCAGCAGCUGUGCCCCAGCCUUGAUGGAGACAUUGGGGCAGUCUGCCUUGUGUGUGGAGCCACUCUCUCUCCCUCAUCCCACCCCAAAUACUUAAAAUGACACUACACUCAGACGGCGCCCAGCUGGCUGCAGCGCUUGUAGCACGCACAUGAUGACUCUGGUAGUAACCAACAAAAACUUGUUUUAUGGAUUCCUCGUUACUGAGGAAAGGGAACAUGCUGGUUCUGGAAAAGCCACAAUAUUGAAUCUAAAAGGAAACCGUUUAUUGUUUGAUGAAAGUUUCACUGUUUAAAUAAAAAACUAAAUUAGUAACUGGAGCUCCUAAAUUUAUUAUCCAUUAUCCAGUGAUGGAAAGUUGUAUUUCUCAAUCACGCUUAGGGCCAAAAUAGGUAUAUAAAAUGUGUCACAGAAAAACACGCAUUUGCAACGUUAACCUAAUGAAAUUUCCAUGAAGAACCAAGCCAGGGCAGCAUCUCCGUAGUCCCAGCUCAGGCUGUCUGCCUUCCAGAGGCCCCUUCUCCAGUGACUAACCUCCUCAUCUGGCUCCUCCUUACAGACACAGUUAUCCCUUGUUUAGAACAUGAAUUUCCAUUUACCUGGUGGGAACACGAAACAGGAGUCUCUUCUGUUCUGCAAGUUUGAUGGGUAAGAGGUAGCCUUUUUUCAAAGUAGGAUUUCCUUUUUCAACUGUUCCAGGAAAGAAUCUCUAAGACUGGGUAGCUCACAGCCAGCCAAAGGCAGCUACAUUUCCAGAGAAGCCCGUCUGCUGCCUCCGUGGCUUCUCCAGCCAUUGAACUGGUCCCACACGCACCCCAGGCCCUGCUCCUCGGCAGUUUUAGGUGUAGCUAUGGGGCCUGUUCCUAGGUCUGUACUGACUUUAGGGAGGCUUCACUGACUAGGCUUUCCUCCUGCAUGUUGAAUUUCCUUCAGCUUUAAGAGGAAGAGUGGAGUAAAUAUUCUAAGUGAUUUAAUGCACUUUGACUUGUAUAAAACUUUCUGUGUUAGCGACGGUAUCUAUAGCCCUUUAUACGAGCGAUGGAUCUUGAGCUCUCCUUCCAUGUUGUAAAUAGGGAUUGUAUUCUUGAAAACUGCUGUAGAAAAUUCAUCUGUGGUGCAAUACACUUUUUGAUUAAAGCUCUUCAAUCCAGAUGCAACUACAAUGGAUUUUAC
Messenger RNA from Pongo pygmaeus (Bornean orangutan), 4937 nucleotides. RefSeq names its product golgin A1 (gene GOLGA1). Lineage: Eukaryota; Metazoa; Chordata; Mammalia; Primates; Hominidae. The transcript is spliced from 23 exons. The record is from RefSeq and is a predicted model, not a curated record. Gene Ontology annotation, cellular component: Golgi apparatus. Bases 450 to 2750 code for a protein of 766 amino acids.